GCCAGCUCGGCGUCCUCGGGCAGGGAAAGGCUGCCCAUAAGGAGGGACCUUCCGCCUCUCUAAACCAAGGAUCCUGACCUACGGCGAGAAAGAACAACAAUGUUGCUCCAUUCGGUUCUUUGAGACAUGCGCCAGAAUGUAUGGAUUCAUAAAUACUUGCUUGAAGUCUCUGGUGGUUGAAAAAUAUGGUGAAGAAAUCUGGGAAAAAUUAAGAGUCCAAACUGGAGUGCAGGAUACCUUUUUGACUUUUGAAGUUUACAGAGAUGAGAUCACAAUGCAGCUAAUUGACAAGGCAUGCAAAAUGCUGGAUGUUCCUCCAGAUAUGGUCCUGAAGCAGUUUGGAGAAUAUUUCUUUGAAUUCUGUAAGAGGUCAGGUUAUGACCAUAUGCUGAGAACUCUGGGAGGAAAUCUUUAUGAAUUUAUAGAGAACUUGGAUGCACUGCAUAGCUACCUGAGUUUGUCUUACCAGGAAAUGAACGCCCCUUCAUUUAGGGUAGAAAAGAAUGAAGAUGGGUCAAUGCAUUUGCAUUAUUACUCAGACCGACGAGGCCUGUGUCAUAUAGUUCCAGGAAUCAUUGGUGCAGCAGCCUUGGAUUUUUUCAACAUUGAAAUUUCCAUGGAAAUAGUCAAUCAAACAGAAGAAGAAGAAAGAACAGGGAAAAAAGAGCACAUUGUGUUCCUUGUAACACAAAAACCUGUAUUUUCAUACAAAAAGAGAAGCAAGUUCUCUUCCUCUCCACAAUACCUUUCAAGUUCAGGAACGCAGGUAGAAAAACAGCUGAAUAAAGAGGACCUUGAAAGAGCCAUGAAUAAGAUCAGAGAUAAAACAAGUCUUCUUUCUACUUGUCCUGUUAAGAAAAGCCACUGGGAAACCAUCCGAGGAAUUGUGACAAUAGGAAAAGGACGUCUUCUGAGAGGAUUUGAUCCUGUCUAUCCUAAAAUGCUCUGGAUAGACCCAAAGACGUUCUGCAAUGGGCUUCCUUUCCAUAUUGUUUUUGAUGAAGAACUCAGAGUGAAGCAAGCCGGAGUCAGCAUUCAAAAGAUUGUGCCUGGCCUUCAAACCAUGGGAAUCCGCCUCAAUCAGUACUUCAGUAUUGUACGCCCUGAAGUGAAAUUCACCAUCUCCAGUGUUCAGAAAUUCAUCAACAGCCAAUUUGUUUUCCGGACCAAGAGGGAGAUGAUGCCAGAAUCCUGGAAGCAGCGUCCGAUGCUAGAGCUCAGAGGGCAGAUGAUCUGGAUGGAGUCUGUUCAGUGUAUGCUCUACCUUUGCUCCCCUCUGCUGCGCACGCUGCACGAGCUGGAAGAGAGGCACAUGCACAUCGCGGACAUCGCUCCCCAUGACGUCACCAGGGAUUUGAUCCUUCUCAACCAACAGCGGCUGGCUGAGAUGGAGCUCUCCAAUCAGCUGGAGAGGAAGAAAGAGGAGCUGCGCAUACUGUCAAAGCACCUGGAGGAAGAGAAGAAGAAAACGGAAGCCCUUCUGUACGCCAUGCUCCCCAAGCAUGUGGCCAACCAGCUCAAAGAAGGGAAACGAGUUGAGGCAGGCGAGUUCAAAGAGUGCACCAUAUUAUUCAGCGACGUCGUAACUUUUACCAACAUUUGUGCCCAGUGUGAACCUAUUCAGAUAGUCCUCAUGUUAAAUGCAAUGUACUUGCGAUUCGACAGGCUAACCACUGUGCAUGAUGUCUACAAGGUGGAAACUAUCGGGGAUGCCUACAUGGUGGUAGGAGGUGUUCCUGUACCUGUAUCAACGCAUGCUGAACGAGUUGCCAACUUUGCCCUGGGAAUGAUAGUAGCAGCCAAAGAUAUCAAGAAUCCAGUUUCUGGAAAUCCUAUUCAAAUUAGAGUUGGCAUCCACACAGGGCCUGUCCUCGCUGGGGUUGUUGGAGAAAAAAUGCCACGGUAUUGCUUAUUUGGAGACACAGUGAAUAUAGCAUCCCGGAUGGAGAGCCAUGGCGUACCAAGCAAAAUUCACCUGAGCUCCAGUGUUCAUCAAUGCUUAAAGGACAAGAAUUUUGAGCUGAUGGAAAGAGGAGAAAUUGACGUGAAAGGCAAAGGGAAAAUGCACACAUACUUCCUGGUCCGAAAUACAAUUGCAUCUGAGCAUGAGAUCAUGGGAAGGCCAGCUAGGGAUCCUGACCUUAGCCAGGAAUCUGCUCAAUUGUCUCAGGACUGUGGGGCUGAAGCAUUCCAAAACUCAUGUUUACAAGAUGCACAGCCAAGUUCAGACAAGGAGUCGAUUCCUAUCAUAGCAAUGAAGUAUGCAGAUAGUCCCAUUGAAGCACACACCAAUGUAAAAGGAAGAAAUGAAACAAGAAUGAAGGAUGUAGCAGGCAAACUGCAUGAUAUAGAAACCCAUGUAAGUCUCCAUGGUGACCAGCAGCCAAUCAAAGAUCCUUAUCAUCUUACGCAACGAAGAAGCAAGCCAGCAACAGAGGCACCGCGGAUCAGGAACGUCAGAUCCAAUUUCUGCAAUUUACUUUAAAAAAAAGCUCCUGAAUCUCAAAGUUGAAGAGUACAAGUGUGUUCUGUGAUGUUAUAUUUCGCCGUUGCUCUCUUGGAGUCUUGACUUUGCGUACAGUGGUACAGCAUGUGCUUUAAUAUUGACAUAUCCUGAAAUCACUGGUAGCAAUAAUGAAACAAACGCUGAGAUUUUACCACCGUGGUAUUGACUUGUCUCUUACGUGUAUGAACAUGACACAUCUAGUUGUGUGAGGCACAAUGGGUGCUGGUGUCAGCAUAUUUUAAAAUGUUUAUUAUCUUAUCCCAAAGUGUGUUUACCUUUCAGAAAAGCAUAGUUGGAUCAGUACAGCUGUGCAUUUGAG
Molecule: messenger RNA, 2825 nt
Organism: Elgaria multicarinata webbii
Lineage: Eukaryota; Metazoa; Chordata; Lepidosauria; Squamata; Anguidae
Product: guanylate cyclase soluble subunit beta-2-like
Exons: 16
Coding region: 137-2485 (782 amino acids)
Biological process (GO): cGMP biosynthetic process; response to oxygen levels
Cellular component (GO): guanylate cyclase complex, soluble
Molecular function (GO): heme binding; guanylate cyclase activity
Source: RefSeq, a predicted model, not a curated record